AUGUCUCACCCUCAGUCCAUCUUCCACCACACAAGCUUCACGCCAGGCUCAAUCCUCCACCAGCGCAGAAGCACAGUCUCAAAAACAACCCUUCGUACUCAACUCACAAGACUUCGCGAGACUGGUCGAUAUGAUUGCUUCAAGCUCCAAUGGCAUGAGAUUUAUGCGGACAAAUCCAUGUGGCCUGUCCCAUUUCACCUCUUUUGGGAUAGUGACAUAGCGAAAUGGAUCGAGGGCGCUUGUUACUUUCUCCAUGAUGAGUAUGAUUCUGAGAUUGAUAGUGCAGUGCAGGAGCUGGUGGAAAUGAUCCGCUCGGCUCAGCAAGAUGAUGGAUAUCUGAAUGUUCAUUAUACUGUUGUUGAACCUGGGAAACGGUGGACUAAUUUGCAGGAUAUGCAUGAGCUGUAUAAUGCUGGUCAUCUCAUUGAAGCUGCCAUAGCGCACCAUCAGUACUACAAGAACAACCUUCUCCUAGAGCCCAUUGAGAAAUACGUCGCUCUGAUCCAUCGCACCUUUGGAAAGGCAGACGACCAGCUUCAUGGGUACCCAGGACAUCCCGAGAUUGAACUAGCAUUGUUCCGCCUUUACCAAGCCACCGGCAAUGAAGACGCUUACGAGCUGUCCAAGUACUUCCUCGAAGAACGAGGCAACCCAAAGGGACAGGAUGACCAGCGUUACUUUGAGUGGGAAUCGAAACAACGCGGGCAGAGUCUCUACCAUCGACCGGACUCGUAUCCUGAACAUGCCUCUCACUGGUAUUGUCAAGCCCACCAACCUAUCCUGGAGCAGCAAACCGUCGAAGGUCAUUCAGUACGAGCCAUGUACUUGUUAACUGCCGUCGCCGACAUGGUCUGCAUCGAUAUCUCGGGCACACAGUCACUGUCAACUUCAUCACAGUGGAAAGACACGCUCUACCGCCUCUGGAACAACAUGGUCGAUAAGAAGAUGUACCUCACUGGGGGAAUCGGCGCUAUUAAACAAUGGGAAGGUUUUGGUCGUGAUUAUUUCCUCCCUCAAAGCACUGAUGAAGGGGGGUGCUACGCAGAGACAUGUGCAUCCAUCGCAGUUAUGAUGCUGGCAGAACGACUUCUCCACAUCGACCUCGAUGGAAAGUACGGUGAUGUCAUGGAACUUUGCCUCUACAACAACGUCAUGACUUCGAUGAGUCUUGAUGGAAAGGCUUUUACUUAUGUGAACCAGCUUGGUAGUUCGGAGAGUGACAAGAGUGUUAGAGAGGAGUGGUUUUGGUGUGCCUGCUGUCCUCCGAAUGUCACGCGUCUUUACGGCUCACUGGGUGGUUAUCUCUGGGAUUUUAGAGAGACUUCGAAGAACGAGGCAUUCAUCAAUGUGCAUUUGUUCACUAAAGCUGAGUUGAAAUUCAAGGCCAAGGCAGGAGAGGUCGUGCUGCAGCAAGACUCAGACUGGCCUUGGGAUGGGCUUGUCAAGUUCCGCCUCAAGGCCCCUGACUCAGUUAAAACAACCAUCAGACUCAGAAUUCCAGGCUGGUCUAACAACCAAUACACCGUGGAACCAAAGCCGGUUGAUGGCAGUAUGCACCUCAGCAAAGGGUACCUCACCCUAAGCUCGUCCUUCACAGCAAACCACCCUGAGUUCUCUCUUAGGAUAGGAAACUUUACCCCGCGCUACAUUACUCCGCAUCCAUAUACCAACCAGCACACCUUGACACUGGCUCGAGGUCCCUUGGUGUACUGUAUUGAAGAUGCAGACAACAAGUGGGAAGAGAAUCACUUCAAGGAUGUCGGAAUAGAAGCGAGUUGUCCCAUUACGGAGGAAAGGCGAUGUCUUGGUGGGAAGGAGGAGUAUGUUGCUUUGAAAACAUCAUGCUGGAAACGAGCUUUGGACUCUGGGGAGAAGGGCUCGACACCUGGUUAUGUGGUCAGUGGGUUAGAUUCUGGCUUCAAUGAUGAGAAAGAUGGUAUCUUCAUACCAUAUUAUCUCAGGGCUAAUCAAGGUGGGAACGGGCAUAUGAGAGUUGGGCUCCAUCACAUUACAGGCUAG
Fusarium sp. VM40 is the source of this 2019-nucleotide messenger RNA. NCBI's taxonomy places the organism in Eukaryota, Fungi, Ascomycota, Sordariomycetes, Hypocreales, Nectriaceae. The record is from the annotation of a GenBank genome assembly.